AUGGCAGGCAGAGCCCCUAUGAAUGUACAGUCGUUUCCGCGUCCGCCAUUGCUGGAGCAGAUAUCUAGGCAUCUGCAGAUCAAAUACAAAGGAGAGCUCAUUGCGGACACUACGCAGGCGUACUGGGCAUUGGAGACUCACCAUCCCCCGACUUACUAUCUACCACCGUCGUCUGUCAAGGUGCCGCUCACCAAGACUGGGCGAAGGACUUGGUGCGAGUGGAAAGGCAUGGCGACGUACUUUUCUCUCCGCCUAGGCGGGCAGGAUGUGUGCAACCGUAUAUGGACAUACGAAGAGCCGACGGCCGGCUUUGAACCGAUUCGUGGAUACCUCUCUUUCUAUGCCGGGCCCUGGGACUGCUUCGUGGAUGGCGAGCAGGUGGUGCCGCAACCCGGUGACUUUUACGGCGGUUGGGUGACGUCGGAGCUGCAGGGCAUCGUCAAGGGACGUACAGGGAACCUCGACCCGAUUGUGUGA
Messenger RNA from Beauveria bassiana ARSEF 2860, 477 nucleotides. RefSeq lists its product as uncharacterized. The record is from RefSeq and is a predicted model, not a curated record. The transcript has 2 exons. Lineage: Eukaryota; Fungi; Ascomycota; Sordariomycetes; Hypocreales; Cordycipitaceae. The coding region runs from base 1 to 477 and encodes 158 amino acids.